Molecule: messenger RNA, 492 nt
Organism: Lecanosticta acicola
Lineage: Eukaryota; Fungi; Ascomycota; Dothideomycetes; Mycosphaerellales; Mycosphaerellaceae
Source: the annotation of a GenBank genome assembly
AUGAUCCUCGGUGGAAAAGCCGCCAUCACCCGGCGCAUCAUCUCUGGACUUCACAACGCUAAAGUUCAAGCGCAACCAUGUGGCGUGGAUCUAUCGCUUCAUCACGUCUCGAAAUGGACUUCGGCUGGCAUCGUCGACUUCAGCAACCAACACCGCGCGAAUGCAAACGUGGAGAAGAUGCCGUCCACGGCCGGGAAACUGCAUCUGAGCACCGGCAAUUAUUUGGCCAUGUUCAACGAGACCGUCGACAUGCCGCUGGAUAUCAUGGGCCAGAUCUUCUUGCGAAGCUCGCUGUGGCGAUGCGGAGCGUUGCUGAGCGCUGGUGUGAUGGACAGUGGAUACAGAGGGGCGGUGGGAGCGAUGCUGCAAGUGGUCAACCCUCACGGCAUUACGUUCCAUGAGCAUGCGAGAUUGGCACAGAUGGUGUUUCAUGAGAUGGAUGAAGAAGUAGAGGGCUAUGAUGGGGUGUAUCAAGGCGCGAGUAAGUUAUAG